Molecule: messenger RNA, 774 nt
Organism: Phytophthora sojae
Lineage: Eukaryota; Oomycota; Peronosporomycetes; Peronosporales; Peronosporaceae
Exons: 2
Coding region: 1-774 (257 amino acids)
Source: RefSeq, a predicted model, not a curated record
AUGAGCUCGACGACUGCUCUCCAGCCGAAAAACGCCGCCCCUCCUCGGCGUACCGCGCCCCUGACGCUGGAGGUGUCGCCCGUGCUGUACACCGCAGCGUGGUUCUUCAUCGUGCUCUUCCACGCGGCGUGCGGCACCUUCCUCAUCUGCGUGGCCAUGACGUACUGGUACCUCACCACCGACACGCUGCCGUUCUACGUCUCGAUUUGGUCGCUCAAGAGCAUCGAGAACUACAAGUUCUACGGCGUCGUGUUCGGUAUGGUGGGGGCGGUGCACGGCGUUCGGGUGUUGACUCUCAUCCUGAUGUCCAUUAGAGCUCGUCAAUUCACUAUUCGCUCCGAGUCGAGCGUGAUCCGGACGCUGAUGUCGAAGCGAAUGAUCGUCUUCUCUCGCCGGGGCUUCUUCGGCGUCGAGAGCGAGCACUUCUUCCUCGUGUCUGCGUUCCGAGAGGUCCUCGAGGCCAGCUCGCAGACGUACCAGGCGUACCGAGCUAGCAACCUGCUGCCGCGAGCCGAGCUCAACGCGCUCAUGGUCGGACUGCUGAUCACCAACUGCUGGACGACGGCGGGCAUCGUGCUCUUUGUGAGGAAAUCCCCAGAGCUGCAACGCGUGUGCACUCUAAUCUACGACGCGCUCAUCAGCUUCGGAAUGCUGGCUGUUGUGCCGCUUAUUAUCUUCGUCCCGUACAUUCAAGCGUUCGACUUUGAGUACAACUCCGUCAAGGACCCCGACUUCAUGUACACCCCCGUUUCGCUCCCCGAGCGAGCAGAUUGA